This is a messenger RNA of Scheffersomyces stipitis CBS 6054, 1089 nucleotides long. It is a transcript of the gene ERG251, whose product is annotated as Erg251p. Bases 109 to 993 code for a protein of 294 amino acids. Gene Ontology annotation, biological process: ergosterol biosynthetic process. Gene Ontology annotation, molecular function: C-4 methylsterol oxidase activity; iron ion binding. The record is from RefSeq and is a predicted model, not a curated record. NCBI's taxonomy places the organism in Eukaryota, Fungi, Ascomycota, Pichiomycetes, Serinales, Debaryomycetaceae. The transcript has a single exon.
UUUGAACUGGCCUCUUCUCUUCAGCACAUCAUCACAAAUCUGCUGGCAACGCCAUUUGGGGGUAUUCACCCUUCCUCAUAUGGUCAGGUGCUCAGUACUAUCCAAAGCAUGUCGGGUUCCGACCCGUUCUUGUCCAACUUAAACUUCAUCGAGAAGUUAUGGGCUUCCUGGUACAUAUACAUGGACAACGAUAUCUUGGCCACCGGGCUCUUGUUUUUCUUGACCCACGAAAUCAUGUACUUCGGUAGAUGUUUGCCAUGGUUCAUUAUCGACCAGAUUCCAUUUUUCAACAGAUGGAAAAUUCAGGCAAACAAGAUCGUUUCCAACAAGGAACAGUGGGAGUGUCUCAAGGCUGUGCUCAAAUCCCAUUUAUUGGUUGAAGCUAUCCCAAUUUGGUUAUUCCACCCUAUUUGUUCUUCAUUGAAGAUAUCGAUCGAGGUCCCAUUCCCAAGCAUUUGGAUCAUGGCUGCUCAGGUGGCUUUGUUCUUUUUCUUGGAGGACACAUGGCAUUACACUUUCCACAGAAUGUUUCACUGGGGUUGGUUCUACAAGAACAUUCACAAGGUCCACCACAAGUAUGCUGCCCCAUUUGGCUUGGCUGCUGAAUACGCUCAUCCAGCUGAAGUCAUGGCUCUUGGGGUAGGUACAGUUGGAUUUCCUAUUUUGUAUGCCUACAUUGCAAAGACUAAUGCAAAUCUCAAUUUGCCAUCGUUGCAUUUAUUCACGGUCACUGUUUGGGUAUGUAUGAGAUUGUUGCAAGCUGUCGAUUCACAUUCUGGAUAUGAUUUCCCAUGGUCUUUGCACAAUUUCUUGCCCUUCUGGGCUGGUGCUGAACAUCACGAUGACCACCACCAUUACUUCAUUGGUAACUACGCCAGUUCAUUCAGAUGGUAUGAUUACUUCUUCGAUAGCGAAAGUGGCCCUGUUGCCAGAAGGGGCAGAGAAAACAAGAUGAAGAAUCAUGCUGAAAAGACUCUCAAGAAGAACUUAUAGCGAAACACAUUGUCUUUCGACAAGUAAUAUGAUAGAGAGAGUAUAGCGUUAUAACAAAUAGAUACCUAGGCAUUACAAUGUACAAUAAUUGAAGGC